Messenger RNA from Toxotes jaculatrix (banded archerfish), 4533 nucleotides. RefSeq lists its product as uncharacterized. Bases 256 to 4044 code for a protein of 1262 amino acids. The record is from RefSeq and is a predicted model, not a curated record. Lineage: Eukaryota; Metazoa; Chordata; Actinopteri; Toxotidae. Gene Ontology annotation, molecular function: protein binding. The transcript is spliced from 4 exons.
GCAGAGCAGCAAACAGACAACACAACUGGUGUCCGCAGACGGGAUAAGAGGUAGAGCUGCUUGCAACAAUAGCAGCAACAUCCAAACAGUGGAUUACCUUUGGACAUACAUGAUCUCUGUGCAUUCUUUCUCACAAACUGUACAGAAAGUAAGUGACAUACAAUCUUUUGGCAUUCGAGAGGUGUUAAUGUGUUGAGUGUUUAGGAAAAGGGUGGAUUCAAGGGAUUAGUACAGAUUAAAGUUAUACUGGACAGUAUGGCAGUAGCUAAUCCAGGCCUCCAGGAGGGGUGGGACGAAUGGAAGACAGAGAUGGAGGAGAAAAGGAGGAGGAAAUGGAAGGAGAUGGUGACUCGUUGGGAAAAUAUGGAGGUGGAUGAGGAGGGAGAAGAAGAGGAGGAUGAUGGGGAGGAAAAGGACACGGAAAGUGAGGAAAAGGAAGUGAGUGAGGAGGAGGGAGAGGAGGAAAAUGAAGCAGGUGGGAAGGGAAAAGAAGGAGAAGAAAUGGAGGAGGAAAGUAAACAGGAGGAAGAAGGAGAGAAGAAGGUAAAGAAGAAGGCAAAGGUGAAUGAAGAGAUAAAGGGGAAGGUGAAGGAAGCACGGGACAUUGAAGAGGAGGAGGAGGACGAGGAAAGAGAAGAUGAGGUAGAGAGGGAGGCUGAGGUGAAUGAGGAGGUGGAUGAGGAAGAGGAGGAGGGGGUGAUGGAAGCAGAACUGCUUGGGACUGAUGUUGAGAGGGAGGCCAGGGGGAAUGAGGACAUGGUUGAGAGAGAGAGAGGGGUGAGGGAAACAGAGCAAUUGGAGCAAGAGGGGGAAUUGGAGGAGGAGAUAAAUGUUAAAGUGGAUGAGGAGGUGGAUGUGGGGGAAGUCAUGGAAGUGAAGGAAGCAGAGAGGGUAGAGGAGGAAAAUGAUGGGAAGGACGAGCAACCAGAACAGGAGAAAACUGGACUUUAUGACCUCAGAGCAGAGUUUAGUUUAGAUAUGAAUCAGAGUGGAAGUGAGGACGAGCGUGUUCUGCAAAACCAAGACAGCACAGCGCAAGAAGAUGGAACAAUAAAAGAGGAAGACAAUUUUUCAGAUUCAGUUGAAUCAGAUAAUGAAGAUUCUGAAUUGAUGGGAUCUGAGGAUGAAAGUUGCCACAGCAUAAAGACAGAAGAGACAGCUUCUGAGAAACAAGAUAGGGAUCCAGAGGAACUGGAAGAUCCUGUUGAAAAGUCAAGAAAGAAUGAAAGUAGUAUUCCAGAAGUGCGGACUUCUAAUGAACAAAAAGAUGAGGAAGUGAAGGAAGCAGAGUGGGUAGAGGAGGAAAAUGAUGGGAAAGACGAGCAACCAGAACAGGAGAAUAUUGAACAUUAUGACCUCAGAGCAGAGUUUAGUGAGCAUAUGAAUCAGAGUGGAAGUGAGGACGAGCAUGUUCUGCAAAACCAAGACAGCACAGCUCAAGAAGAUGGAACAAUAAAAGAGGAAGACAAGUUUUCAGAUUCAGUCGAAUCCGAUAAUGAAGACUCUGACUUGAUGGGAUCUGAGGAUGAAAGUUGCCACAUCAUGAAGACAGAAGGGACAGCUACUGAGAAACAAGACAGGGAUCCAGAGGAACUGGAAGAUCCUGAUGUAAAGUCAAGAACCAAUGAAAACAGCAUCCCAGAAGUGUGGACUUCUAAGGAACAAAAAGAUGAGGAAGAUGAGACUGAGAAGCAUACAGAUGAAGAAGAAACAGUCGGAGAAUCUUUGACAACUCAUGCUGAAGUGAAUGUUCAAGACUAUCAAGAAAAGGAUCAAGAGGAGGAGGAUGACUCUACAGAUGAUGAGGAAGCAGAGCAUUCAAUGUAUGAAGAUGUGGAGAGUACUGAUGAAGAUGUGGUAAAGAUUUACUGCAAAGAUGAUUAUCCCACAGACAUAUUCCGUACUUUGACAGAGUUCAGGGACUCUUUCCUUCUCACUGAUCUAAAUUUGAGGACAGAGGAUGGGAAGAGUUUCCAUGUGCACUCUCCGGUCCUGGCUGCUGUCAGCUCCGUUAUCUGGGAAAGUCUGAGUAGGAGCGAUAUGGAAAAUGAUAGAGCUGAUGAAAGAAAAGACGAUGCAACAAGUGUUGGAAACAGGUGGUCAGUGUCUCUGGGUCCAGAGGUGGACCACACUGGAUUAAGGGCAGUUGUGGAGUUUGCCUACUCUGGACUUGUAUCUUGUCUGAACAAGGAUACCAUAGAACAGAUAAAGGCUGCGGCUCAAGCACUCGGUGCCCCCAGGGUACUGGAUCUCUGCACAGAGGAAAAGUCCACAAAAACUGGAUUGCAGAAGGAAAAAGAAAGGAUCUCUGCAGCAGAACAAAUGAUGAUCAGUCUCCAGUCCAUCAAACAGCUGUGGAUGGACAGGGUGGGCUGUGAUGUUGUUUUGGAAGCUAUCGGAGAAUCACUUUAUGUCCACAGAGUCAUCCUGGCUGUCAGUAGUGACUACUUCCGUGGCAUGUUCACCUCGGGGAUGAAAGAGUCCCUUCAACCUUGUGUGACUCUCCCCUUCCUGUUGGCUUCAGAGCUUGAGGUUCUGAUCAGCUGCUCCUACAAUGGGGCUCUGCCUCUCAGCUGGAGGUGUGUCUUUGAGAUCACUAGCACCGCUCUCCAGCUCCAGUACCAGCCUGCCCUCUCCUUGUGCCUUAACUUCCUUCAACAAGAAAUUAAUCCCCACUCCUGUUUGGAUGUGGCAUCUUUUGCUGAGGCUUACGAGAUGGCGCAGCUUCUCGAAGUUGCGGAAGAUUUUGUCUUGCGUCAAUUCGAAAAGGUAGCAUGCACCUUAAAGUUCAAGGACCUGCCAGCCACACAACUCCUUAAGUACUUGAACAGUCAGUCACUCUGUGUUCCAUCUGAGCUUGUUGUAUUCAAAGCAGUGGUGGCGUGGAUUCAAGCUAAGCCCAAGAAAAGGCUUAGACUUGCUAAGGAACUGAUGAAAACUAUUAACUUUCCCCUCAUGACGUUCAAAGAAUUCAAAGAGGUCCAGGCUUUGAAUAUGUGGUUGGAUCACAGCCUGGCUGAGCUCUACGAAGCAGUUUUUGAGGAUUUCUGCUCCAAUGAGACUGCACCACAGAGUCAGUGCCGCAUCUAUCUGCCAAAAGAGAGUCUGGUCUUGAUUGGAGGAGAACAGAUUUCUGAAGACCUGGGCAGCCGUAGCAUCAGCAGAGAACUAUGGUUUGGGAAUUCCCUGAGGAACCAUACAGGAAUAAAAAAGGCCAUGGAGUGGAGAAAGUUGGGAGAAAUGCCAGAGCCAGAGAGGUUCAGUCAUGAAGUGGCGGUGCUCAAAGGACAACUCUACGUGUUUGGGGGCAAGAGGUAUUAUGGCAUUGGUGACACCCUGAAUUCUGUUUACAGGUAUGACCCCCAUCAGAACAGCUGGGAGAGCCUGGCUGAAAUGCAGGAAAAGAGAUGCUCUUUCUCUGUGGUUGUGCUGGACGGAAAGAUGUAUGCCAUUGGUGGACAUUGCGACCCUGAAUAUAUAGAUAGUGUGGAACAAUAUUGCCCCACUGCAAACUCUUGGAGCUUCACGUGGUCCUUGGAUCUGCCUCUGAGCGGGCACGUGGCAAAGGUUUUACAGGGACAGAUCUUUGUCUCAGGAGGGCUGAACAGCGACUACAAGUGUCUUGCAUCCAUGUUUCUGUACCAUCCAGAGACAGGGAGCACUUAUCUGGCAAACAUGACGAAACCUCGUGCUCAUCACUGUAUGGAGACCCUGGGUGACCGCCUUUACGUCGCAGGUGGAAUAACCACAGAUAAAAACAUGACCAUUGUUGACCAGCUAGACUGUGAGGUGUACAAUCCAAUUGCUGACUCCUGGACUGCCUUUACAUCUCUGCCAGUGCCACAUGUUGGAGCAGGAAGUGCCGUUUUGGAGGGAAAAUUUUAUGUGCUGGGUGGAUACAGCCAGGAGGACUACAGUGACACUAAAAUGGUCCACCGCUACGAUCCCACCAAACAGAGGUGGGAGAACAUGGGCAAGAUGCCUGGGCCGAACAAUGACAUACGAGCAUCUCUGUUGAGUUUGCCAUCACAUUUCCGUUUGUAAGAUAUGGUGAGAUACAUUUUUUUUUUGAGGAUGCUAAAUUUGAGGUUACUCUUUGCAUGUUAUUAACAGUGGUAUUUUGUAAUUUUGCAAACAUUCUUCCAUUGUAAAUGAGGGAAGGAUCUGCACAAUAUGUCUCACAAUAAUUUGAUAUCCUGAUUAAGAUGAGUUUAUCUUACACCGUGUAUGAGUGAAACACAACAUAAACAGGCACAACAAAUGUUGUGUUUUCUAUGUUAUGUAGUGCAUUUUUGGUGCUCUAAAUUCAACUUAACAAUUUUGUAUUCAAAAAGUGCUGUAAUGAAGUUGUUUAUUAUUUUCACACUCUUGACUGCAAUAACCAACUAUGAACACUUGUGGUCACAGUCUGGCUGGUGCAGGAGCUACACACACAUAUUAGAGAAAGGAGGCAAUAUAAUGAGUUCAUUGUUUUGCAUGAAUUAUUCUGAAGGCUCACAAAUAUGUGCUUUCAAUAAAAUUAACCUAAAAUGA